UGUAAAAAUAAAAGACAACAAAAAUCACAGUCCUGACAGGUCCGAGAGCGAGCGUCUCCUCCGCCAGUCUCCUGGAGGAGGGAUAACUAUAAUAAUAAUAAAUAAGAAUAAAUAAGGUGCGCAGCAGCUCUCCACACUUCAACCGGAGGAAAUCACUUUGCGACGCUGAUCUGAAGGAGGUGCGAGUGUUUUUGAUCGUCGUCCCCGCUUCUGAUCCUAGACGAGGUUUCUUCGGAUGAGACAACAGUUGAGAAGGGGGAGAAAGGGGUGAACGGAUCCGGAUUAAGGUGCUGGGACAGUCGGUGAAAGGGAAGCGCACACACACACACACACACACACACACAGCCUGGCUGGUUCAUCAGGAUUGCGAUUGCCUUACGUAACUGAGCUUUGUGGAGGGACUGGCAAGGAAAUCUGCUGGUUUGAUCACAGCCAGGAAACGCAGGUGAAGGGACAGAAGUACAGUCACAAGUUUGUCCAUCCACUCAGCAUGCUUGGUGAAGACACUGUCUGUCAUCACCAGUGAGUACGUCAAGAUGGACGAGGGCUACAGGCAGGGAGGAGGGGCUAUCACUGUGGAGGCUGAUGUCAUCCUCCACGCCGUGAACCCUGACCUUGUCACGCCUUCUGACAAAGAUGGGAAAAUAUGUCCAGGUUAUGUCCAAGGAUUCCUGCAGGAUGAGCAGGAUUUCAGCCCCCCUCCGGUGUUUGAGAAGGAAUACCUGUUGGAUGGAAGACUGAUGGAGAACAACCAUGUCGAUCAGCAGAAAGGUAACGGCUCGUACAUCCCAAGAGCUGAUAAGUUUCAACUCUCCAGUGUUAAGGGAUCUCAGGAUCUUCCUCUUCACGCUGGCUCUACUGUGUCCAAUCACAUUGCUGGCACGCAACAAAAUUGUGCAAGCGGUGAAAUCCACAAUGGCGCCAGAGCUAAAAUGUCUUACAAUGCAGAUUCCUCCGUAUGCUUGCCUAGCCAAGCCAAACAGGAAACUGAUUGGUCGGUCCUUAAAUCGAACCUCGAGCCCAGGGACAGCAGCCAGGAAGCUGAAAAUGCACAGUCUAAAAAAGAGCCCGAUUUAGUCAUCGAAGUCGGUGGGCAGACGAUCAACGCUCACAAGUCUGUCCUGGCAGAGAAGAGUGACUACUUCAAAGCACGUCUGUCACGAGACAUCCUUAAAGUGAAGGGCGUGAGUUACAAGACUUUGUCUACAUUGAUAGACUAUGUUUACACUUCUAAAAUGAAUGUUUCCAAGAACAAUGUUGUAGAUGUCAUCACUGGGGCUAAAAUCCUCCAGAUCCCCUGUGCCGUCCAGGCAGCCAUGGACUCCAUGUCUGCACAAAUCACCGCAGAGAACUGCUACGAGAUUCUGACCAUCGCCAAAAAGCAGCGACUGAGUGAACUGAAGGAGACUGCCUACGGAUUUAUGAGCGACAACUUCCUCCAGAUCCUCAAAGACCCCGCUGUGUACGGGCGUUUGACCGGAUCUGAGCGGGAUCUAAUCCUGAAGAAGAGAAUGGAUGGGAGGAAGACUCUGAUGGUAGCAGAAAUAAACGAUGUGUUCGAUCGCGUUGGGAGUCGACCUCCGAGCCGCUGUGGCAGCCGACCACAGAGCCCAUUGUCGGUUGGGUCCUUGGAGGAGAAUCAUAUGAUUUACAACUUUAAUGAAGCAGCAAAUGACUGGAGACCUUUGACUGCGAUGCCUGAAGACAUAAACACUAAAGGGUGCGGGAUGUGCACCAUGUAUAACUACCUGUUUGUGGCUGGGGGAAUAAAGGGCUACGGGGACAAAGGCAAGGUUUCAGACAAGGUCUUCUGUUACAAUCCCAUAACCAACCAAUGGGCUGAGGUCAGACCUCUGAUCCAAGCUCGUGCCCAGCUAAAGCUUGUGUCUAUGGAUGGAUACUUGUACGCCAUUGGAGGAGAAUGUUUGUUUACAGUAGAAAAAUAUGACCCUCGCAUGGACCGUUGGACCACGGUGGCCCCCUUGCCCAAGGGAGCCUUCGCAGUGGCCCAUGAAGCCACAACCUGCAGCGGAGAACUUUACGUUUCAGGAGGCUCGCUCUUCUACCGCCUUCUUAAGUACGACCCCAAGAGGGACGAGUGGCAGGAGUGUCCCUACAACAACAGCAGGAAGAAGUCCACCGACAUGGUGGCUUUCAAAAGCUUCAUUUACCGCUUUGACGUCAACCGCGAGCAUGGGAUCACCGUGUUCAAGUACAACACCAUAGUGAAAAUGUGGCAUGAUUGCGCAUCGCAGAGGCUUGGAAGUCAUUUACCCUUCAGGUGUGCUGUCAUCGGGAACUGCAUCUACUGUGUGAACAAAAGCCAGACUCUUCAGUUUGUAGUGGAGGAGGAGAACGCCUACUUUGUUGAGGAGCCGCUGAGGGCACCUCUGGAGGCAAAAGGCAUUCUUUUUCCUUUUGUUCUCACUUUGCCUGAAAAGCCUGAAAAAGUUACAUAGUGUGUGUGAUCCAGAAUAAAACUGACAGCAAAACUGAAAAUAAGCAGAAGACCUUAUAUACACUCUUCAAUGUCAGCUUUCUAUCUCUGUGUCUCAUUGCCUGCUUGCAAUGGAAUGUGUUUACUUGCAUGGCAAUUCAAUGUGUCCGCAGGGUUAAGCCUUAAAAGGAUUUUUUUUUUUUUUUUUUUUAGUGUUGAAUGAAUGCAACAAUAUUUUUACCCCACUGUAGAUAAUGACAUGAUGACCGUGACUCUAGGUGAUUUUGUGUACUUCCUGUGUUCAGUUUGGUUUGGUGCACUUUUGUAGUUAGAAUAAAUAUUACAUAGGACAUAUUAACUAGGUCACUGGUGACAUUGGUAACAAAAACAAGUGUUGAAAAUCGUGGGACAAAAAGAAUGGAAGAAGUUGUAGUGCGCUUUAUGAACGACGCAACACAGGUUCUAUGCAAAUGAGACAGAAUAUACAGGUGGGUCUGCUGUAAUGCUGUGCUACUAAUUAGUUACUAUAAUGAGAAUCUGACUUCGAGGGAAUACAGUAAUCCUCAAACUAGGGCUGCAACUCAUGAUUAACUCAUGAUUAUUUUUGGGAUUCAUUUGAUCAAUACAAUGUCAGAUAAUAAUGAAAAACUGUUAUAAUUGCCCACACCUCAAGGAGAUGUAUGCACUUGUCUUGUUUUAUAUGACCAAAAGCCAAAGAAAUCAAAUUUACUAUUCUGUAUAUUAUAAAGGAAAGCCUUGAAUGCUUAAAUUUAAGAAAACUGGCUUUUUUGCAGGAAAAAUUAUCAAUCAAAGUGAUUUCCAAUUGUUUUAUCGAUCAAGUAAUCGACUGAUGAGUGCAGCUCUACCUUGAACCCUCGUCGGCACUGCCUUGAAUUAAAGAUGUAAAUCAAAGCAUGUUGUACCUACUGAAGUAAAUUCCACAUUUUAACUCUGUAUCCCCAAGAAGCUAAACAAUUCUGGCCUGAAAUAUAAAAGAAGAGGCUCUUGACUUAGGUUUAAAAGUACAUAAAUAACAUUUAUUUUUAGACCCAGAACACACUACUCUGCUAAUGGUCCAAGUGCAUACUCACAGGGACUUUUUUAUUUGCCAAAGACACAUAACAAUUCAGUCAGGCUAAAAUAAAUCUAUUAAAGGUGACUUCUACGUCUUUUGUUGCCUAUAAAAAGUGCUCCUCUGACCUCACCGGUUGAGUUUAAAAAACUAAAGCAAUAUUUGUUUUUGUAAGAGGAAGGCCAUCAUAUGUUUGCUGCUAACAAGUACUUUCUAGGAAGUUAAGGGAAACACAGCCAUUCACAAUAACACAAGAUUCAUCUCUUAUCUCUCUGUCCCUGCUGUAUGUGUUUAAGAAAACAGCAACAUACUCAUGUUCAACUGUUAGCAGGUUUCUUCACUGACUAGGGCUGGCCAUGCUUUAGGUCAAAGGUUAAAUCAGAUACUACAAUGCUGCAGCAUGGUCAGGCACGGCCCUUACUGCUUCCACAAACAAGUUAUCCUGCUGUCAUGACACUAAUAAACCAUGUUCUUAUUGCCUCACUGCACAUUAAUACCAGUUUUGCUAUAAAUUUCCUUUUUUUAGACGUUUCACAGUAUUUGUUUGCUGCUGCAAUAACACGGUGGGACUUUUGUAUGGAAGCUAACGCUGAUAUAUUCUUGGAACAAACAAGCUUUUGAUAACGUUUGUAGAAAUGUCUCCAAGCAGUCAAUGUGAUAAGGACAAAAUGGAUGUGGUUUUGAUAUUUUGCUGGCUGGCAUCUGUAUUUUUGUGAAUUUUUUGUAUGGAUUUGGUAGUUUUGGAUCUGCUGCUGUGAUGGACAGUAAAGUAAUGCAAUGCUAAGCAAUGGCUUCUUGUUCAAGGUAUAUGGAGUGGGCUAACACAUUAGCUGUUGGAUAAUGUAUAUCAGUCAGAACUAAGUGCUUCAAAUAAAAUAUUUUGUGUCUGAAAGUGA
Molecule: messenger RNA, 4405 nt
Organism: Larimichthys crocea (large yellow croaker)
Lineage: Eukaryota; Metazoa; Chordata; Actinopteri; Sciaenidae
Gene: kbtbd11
Product: kelch repeat and BTB (POZ) domain containing 11
Exons: 2
Coding region: 537-2459 (640 amino acids)
Molecular function (GO): protein binding
Source: RefSeq, a predicted model, not a curated record